CAGGGGUCUCGGCCGAGCCUAGUUUAAGUUAAGCCUAGACCACAGAGCUGUGAACAGCGAAGAAGAAGCAGAAGAGAAAAAAGAUAAUAAGGAAGGAAGGAAGGAAGGAGGUCUGAGAGAAGAACCUAGAGAUUAUCUUCUUCCUAGGCGCUCUUUUCAGACCCAAGGUGCAUUUUUUAAAGCUUGCCAUCCUUUCUUUCCUUCAAUUUGUGAAACUGCGCAGUUACUUUCAGUUUCAUUGUCAGCUGAUUUUGACAUAAUUGGAAACAAAGAGAACUGGUUAAAAACUGCAUGAACGACAUUUUUGCAUUGUUUCCUGCACUAUAAAUGCAAUUAACUAAAAUUAGUGACACAGAAGUUUAAUAAAUUCUUGUUAUAACAUUGAAAAUCAAAACAUAGUUUCUUCUUUAAAACCAUAACAAUGAUCUUUACAAUAAAUAAUUGAUAGUUUUAUAUGUUGAUUUUAUAUUUUUUGUAAAAUUUUGUUUAAUUAUCAGUUUUCCAUUCAUCCAUUUUCAUAAAUGUUUGAAGUUUAUUGUAGAGAAGUAUGAAUAAGAGAUAGACAGAGAAACAGUUAGUGAGAGAAGUCUCCAUUAUAAGCCCAGCUAUGUGGCGUGUUGCAGCCAAUAGGAAGGCAGGCCUGCAAAUCUAGGAUAUUUAGUCACGUGAUCCUAUCCACCAAUAGCAGGCCAGACUUAGUCACAUGACCUCAAGAGCCAAUAAAAGCCCAGGCCCUUCAAUGAUCAAUUAUUGAAGUAUGGAGAUGCUACUAGCUGAACAGGCUGCCCUUGAACUGGGUAGUGUGGAUACAAACCAGCUUCUAACUCUUCUAGAGUGUCCAGUCUGUCUUGAUCAUAUAACACCACCAGUCAAACAAUGCAUUAAGGGUCAUCUGGUGUGUAGUGACUGCUUCCCCCGUCUCCCCCACUGCCCCACCUGCAGGUCCCCAAUGUCCUCAGAGAGGAACCUGGGGAUGGAACAGGUCUCCAGGCUACUGAAUUUCCCCUGCAGAUAUCAUCCAAUGGGAUGUAAGGUAUCUGCUCCAUUAGCUCAGAAAGGCGACCAUGAGCGUAGCUGUGAGUAUCUUCAGCUUAAAUGUCCUUUCCAUGGACAAUGUAGUUUCAGUGGAGCUCUUACUAUGGUUGUUCCACAUCUAAAGGCUGAGCACGCAGUAACCCCUGUUCCUGUACAACCCAACGGUACACUUUUCUACCGAGCAAAACAGUUCUACAAGCGCAACCUCUGGGCAUUCAUCUACGAGUGGGAAAAGAACCUAUUCAGGUUUAUGGUCAAGCACAUUCAUGCUUCCACUGUUGGACGAGCAGACAACUGCAAUCUAGUGAUAGCUCAUGUACAGUAUAUUGGACCUGAUAGUAUGGCAGCCCAGUAUGCAUACCAGAUCUCCUUGUUUGAUUGUGACAAUCGCAAGAACGGACCAAAGUUUGAGGGUAUUGUAUCCAGCACUAUGAAACCUCUUGAGAGCCAGGUUACGAAAGAGGAGGUGUUUGUUGCCACCACAUAUACUGCUCGUGAUUUUACAGAUACCUUCGGACAACUUAAUUUCAUCAUUCAGAUGAGAUCCUUUAAGGAGAAGGAUGGAUCCAGGUCUAAGGAUUCUGAGUCCAGGCGGCAUCGAUCAAGAACAUCUGCCAAUCCUCAACCUGGACCUUCAGGUACUCAGCGCAUUACACCCACUACAUCCAGCACAUCUGCAGUCUCCUCAUCAACAUUGUCCUCCAGUACACCUUCAACCUCUAGUACAUCCUCAACAGCCUCUAUUACUCCCUUAAACACCUCCAGUACACCUUCAUCCAUCCCUUCUGUAUCCAGUACAGCCCCCUCUAGUUCCGUUCCUCCUGUAGAAGGAGGCCCAGCUGCCUCUAGUAUCUAGUACUUUAACCUAGUUUCUAUAUUGGCUGUUACGCAGUAGUAGUUUAUUGCAUGGUUUCCCUACCAUACUGUACUGUACUGUACUCUUCUGUACUGUACUGUAAAAACAUCCUUGUACAGAGGUUUGCUUGGCCCAGUGAUAUGCUAGUGAGAUGUUUUCUUUUUACAACCCGCGGUCUUAAAAUUGGAGUGGGGUUGUGUCAGGGGAGUUAACACUGCACUGCAAUAUUAAACGAUAAGUAUCAAAAUAACUAAAUUCAUUCUUCAUAGUAGUAUUAUCAGUUGCAAGAGCAACACUUUUUUAAAAAUACAAAUGUGCAAAUAUCUUUUUUGAAUUUAUUUGAAGGUGUUGGAUUGAUGGUAACUUGGGUUGAGGUGUUAAGCUAAAAUAAAUGCUAUUAGUUCACCAUACUUGCGUUAUUGCACAUGGAAGCUAGUAGUAUUAUCCCUGGAACACUUGGGGCAGGGGAAUAUUACUUCCUGUCUCUAUUCCAUCUUGUUCAUAGAAGUCUUAUUUUAUCCUUUUAAUAUUCCACGAGCCAAACUAGUUUCCAUAUUUUCUCAUUUCAUUUUUUCCCUUUAUUUGAUUAUUUUCUUCCCUUUUAUCUUCCCUUUGCCCUUGUAGGCCCGGGUUGCACAAACACCUUUACUAUAAGUUGACCCGCGAGCUAGCUUGAGCGCAGAGUACGGGGGGCUUGAAGUCUAUAUACCUGGUACGUAUUCAUCAAUCAAACAACUUGGUUGUAUCCAAAAUUUGCGUUUGCGCGCACUCAGCAUAUUUAAAUUUUGUUUUGGACCUUCCAACUAGUUAGUUUAUACUGUAUCAUCAGUGAACAACUAGCUAAUUUUAAUCAUAACAAUUCAAUUCAAUAUGCUUUACUUUCAACUUUUAGGAUUUGGGGAAUUUUAAUUUCAGCUGGCGUGUGCGUGUGUGUUACGUCGCGUAGGGCGAUGAUUAGGUUGCUUUUAACACGCAGGAAGCAAGGUAGGGUUCAAGUAGGGUUUCCAGUUAUUCUUUGCGCAAAGAUUGCACAUUGCGCAGAUCUGUAAACAUUCUGUGUCAAGUUUUCAUUCAUUGUAGUACUUGGUUAGAUGCAUUCAUUUUAAACAAUUCAAACUGUUCAAUCUUUUGCGCUCGGAAACCCUAGUCACCACACUCAAAUUUCUGUCUUAACCAUUUUUAAUAUAAAUAUGCAUAAUAAUAAUAAUAGGGUCCAUAUUCACAUAGCUCUAUUAUCCAUUUUAUUUGUGUCGGCCAUAAUCUAUCAAUUUCGUCUUACUCAUGAUACUAAAUUAUUUCCUAGUCAUCAAUUCAUUCAUUCAUAAUUGAUUCAUCCUGUUAUAUAUAUAUAUAGAUAUUUUUGGUUUUCUUUCCGCCUGUUACUUUAAGUUUUUUUAAAUAUGUUUUUGAUCUUACAAUUUUAUUUUCUUAAAAAAAUAAAUGCUGGUGUAGUUAAUGGUCUAGGUUUGAUAAGCUCCUAAUUUGGCAGAUUUUUAUAAAUAAAUAAAGGAGUGGUUUACUUAUACUGGUAUUUUUGUCAUAUUUUAAACUCGCGCUGUAGACCUCUUGGGAAUAAUUAUCUGUUAAAUUGGAGGAAUUUUUCAAAAACAUAUUGUUGAUAAUGUUCAUCUUUCCUAGACCUAGUUUCCAGCACCUUCAAGUUUAAUCUAAUCUUUAUCUUGUCUUCUAUAUGUUCAGGUCACUUUCUACAAAUUAAAUACGAAGCAGUGUAAAUUCAUGUUUUACAGAAUACAAUUGUGAUUAUAAAAUAAUAAUAUGAUAUAUAUAAUAUUUAUAUGAAACCUGUGUUGUUUCUACAUUCUAAGAUUUGCUUGAAAUAAAUGUAUUUAUAUUAAA
Eurytemora carolleeae is the source of this 3748-nucleotide messenger RNA. Its product is annotated as E3 ubiquitin-protein ligase DIS1. Gene Ontology annotation, molecular function: ubiquitin conjugating enzyme binding; zinc ion binding; ubiquitin protein ligase activity. Bases 758 to 1891 code for a protein of 377 amino acids. Gene Ontology annotation, biological process: proteasome-mediated ubiquitin-dependent protein catabolic process; multicellular organism development. Gene Ontology annotation, cellular component: cytoplasm. The transcript is spliced from 5 exons. Lineage: Eukaryota; Metazoa; Arthropoda; Copepoda; Calanoida; Temoridae. The record is from RefSeq and is a predicted model, not a curated record.